AUGGCCCUCCUUCCCAGUGUUCCUCACUCCCUGACAGUUUCUGGGGCCUCAGACCAUUUUUUCUGGGCAGCUCGCAUAAAACACCAAAUGCCUUCGUUAAAAUCAAGUCCAGGGGAAGGGAUCUUUGGCAAGCAGAACCCUCAGGCUGUGUGGGAAGCCAGCAGGUUGCUAAAGUUUGUUGGGAGGAGCGGGUCUGUCUUUCCCACCAGCCCUGAGUCUCUGGGACGCUGUGUGUCACAGGAAGAAGAAAUGGAGAGUGAGGGUCCUGGGGACUACAGCUGCUUUGUCCAAAAACAAAAACAAAAGAAAAGCCUGCCUUGGGACCUUUUAGCCUUUCUGUUAAAAAAGAAAAGGGAAAUUAGCUAUAUGGAUUUUUUUUUUUAA
Pipistrellus nathusii (Nathusius's pipistrelle) is the source of this 384-nucleotide messenger RNA. The record is from the annotation of a GenBank genome assembly. NCBI's taxonomy places the organism in Eukaryota, Metazoa, Chordata, Mammalia, Chiroptera, Vespertilionidae.